Sporisorium graminicola is the source of this 1113-nucleotide messenger RNA. RefSeq lists its product as uncharacterized. Lineage: Eukaryota; Fungi; Basidiomycota; Ustilaginomycetes; Ustilaginales; Ustilaginaceae. Bases 1 to 1113 code for a protein of 370 amino acids. The transcript has a single exon. The record is from RefSeq and is a predicted model, not a curated record.
AUGAAGUUCUGUCCCACUCGAAACGCUUCCUUGCCUACACUGCUCCUCGCUGCAGCCGUUGUGCCUUUGGGCGCCCUGGACAGCGCACAGCGCUCGUACAUGCCCUUGGACAAGCCGGUAGCUGUUUCGGACGGUUCGGAAUGCUACCGAAAUUAUGCCACCGACCCGCGAAGCUGCCCGAUCGUCCAGGUAGCCUUCUUCGAGGACACACACUGCAGCGAGCCGCUCAACCUUGUGCGCACGAACCCUCAAGCUUUCAUCAAAGGCAACGAGCAGAUGCUUUUUGAUGGAGCCGUUGCUCACUCGCUCAAGAAUCCGUUCGGCUCCAUGCGGGUGCUUGCGGCUGUCGACGGUAUCGGAAUCGGCUUCGCAAAGAGCGAAGAGUCAGACAUGGUUGUGCAAAACAUGGCAUGGCUUUCAUCUUCUCAGACUCAGGCUGCUUUCAAAUCGAAGCAGUGUAUCAACUUUCCCAAUCUGGACGUGAGUCAGGUCAAGGUCUGGACUGUCAAAGCGGAUGGCGCCUUCAACCGACGUGGCUACGCGUGGAAUCCGUACAACAUUCCUAUCACCAAGUCGCCACAGUGCACCGAUGCGCCGGGCAAGCUCAAAACGCCUUCUCCGUGGAUCUUGUCCUCCAAGAAUGGCGCGCCCAAGUCCCAGCCCGCUUCCGCUACCGGAAUUGAGUGCCUCGAGAAAGCGUCUUGGGGCGGAGGAGGAGUGCUGCUCAUGUACGCGAGCGACGACUGCUCGGGCUCUCCCAAGAGGCAGCUCUACAGCACCGCGCAAUGCACGCCUCUGGCCAUGACCAACUUCAAGUCGUACAAAGCUAUCCAGCCGCAGGGCCCCACGAUCGACACGGUGUUCAGCCCGGCUUACUACGAUGUGAGCGAGUCGGGAUACCACGCCUGCGCUCAGCGAGACGUCAGCGCCCGGCCUUUCAAGCCCAACGAAUGCCAGAAGGUUGCCGGGAAUGAUAUGUUUGUCGGUGUCUAUGGUGUGGAUGCUGCGUUCCCUCCCCCUGUUCCGGGCCCUCACAACAAGGUCUUGCUCCAGUCGCACGGACAUCUGUUGUUGAGCCCUAACCCAAAGCAUCAAAAGCACACGCGUCGCUGA